AUGGGAGCCAAAUCAAAGUGAGUAAUAAUCAAGGGCAACUUUUUUUAGAGAGAAAAUUAUAUAAUUUUUCUUUUAGAUAUGUGAUUGUUCAACUCGCCAGUGUAAUCACCGGUUCAACGAGAGUUUGGGUUCGUGAAAGAGCAGCCGAUAAAUUUGCAGGAAUUUUCUUCGAUCCAGCUUGUAGGUUCAUAAUUUUCCAAGAUUAUUUUUGCCUUUAAAUCUAAAAAAUUUGUAAAAUCCGAUUUUCAGACGGGAAAGAUUGUUUAUUCGAAGAAGUGAAACGAAUCAAGGGAAAAACUGAGCUCCCAAAACGAAUCAAAGGAAUGUACAAUGUUCAAAAUUAG
Molecule: messenger RNA, 344 nt
Organism: Caenorhabditis angaria
Lineage: Eukaryota; Metazoa; Nematoda; Chromadorea; Rhabditida; Rhabditidae
Source: the annotation of a GenBank genome assembly